Molecule: messenger RNA, 1527 nt
Organism: Candidozyma duobushaemuli
Lineage: Eukaryota; Fungi; Ascomycota; Pichiomycetes; Serinales; Metschnikowiaceae
Gene: NMD3
Product: ribosome-binding protein
Exons: 1
Coding region: 1-1527 (508 amino acids)
Biological process (GO): ribosomal large subunit export from nucleus
Cellular component (GO): nucleus; cytoplasm
Molecular function (GO): ribosomal large subunit binding
Source: RefSeq, a predicted model, not a curated record
AUGUCAGAUUACGCCCCGCUUCAAACAACAGGCAACGGCCAGGUAGCCACAGUGCUCUGUUGCAACUGUGGUGUGCCCAUGGACGGCCUGCUGGGGCUUGUAAUGUGUUACGACUGUAUCAAGCUUAAUGUGGAUAUCACCGAAGGCAUUCCUAGGGAGGCAAAUAUCUCUUUUUGCAGAAACUGUGAGCGUUUUUUGCAGCCUCCGGGCCAGUGGGUCAGGGCCCAGUUGGAGUCCAGAGAGCUUUUGGCCAUCUGUUUGCGGAGACUCAAAGGUUUGUCCAAGGUUCGUUUGAUCGAUGCCUCCUUCAUUUGGACAGAACCCCACUCGAGAAGAAUCAGAAUCAAGUUGACCGUUCAGGGCGAGGCUUUGCAGAACACCAUCGUGCAGCAGACGUUCGAGGUUGAGUACGUUGUCAUUGCUAUGCAGUGUCCAGACUGUGCCAAGUCGUUUACUGCUAAUACCUGGAGAGCCACUGUCCAGAUCAGACAGAAGGUGUCCCACAAGAGAACGUUUUUGUACUUGGAGCAGUUGAUUUUGAAGCACAACGCUCACGUUGAUACCAUUUCCAUUCAGGAGACCAAGGACGGGUUGGACUUUUUCUAUUCGCAGAGAAAUCAUGCCAUGAAGAUGGUGGACUUUUUGAGCGCCGUGGCUCCCAUCAAAUCAAAGAGAUCCGAGGAACUUAUCAGUAUAGACACGCAGUCGGGCCUGUCGAGUUACAAGUUCACUUUCUCCGUUGACAUUGCACCCAUUUGUCGUGAUGAUUUGGUGGUUCUCCCCAAGAAACUUGCCCACCAGAUGGGUAACAUUUCUCGUCUUGUGAUCUGCUCCAAGGUGACGAAUACGAUUCAGUUUUUGGACCCCAACACGCUUCAAACGGCGGACCUCUUGCUGAGUGUGUUCUGGAGAGCUCCAUUCCCAUCUCUCUUGGAUGUUCCUCAACUUGUGGAGUUUAUCGUGUUGGACGUUGAGCCCACUGGCGACGUCAAGGGCAAAAACGUUCUUGCCGAUAUCACCGUCAGCAGAGCGGCCGAUUUGGGAGUCAAUGACCACUCCUUCUAUGUUCGUUCUCACCUUGGAGCCAUCCUUCACCCUGGUGACCUGGUUCUCGGCUACUACCUCACCAACACCAACAUCAACUCGGAAUUGUGGGACUCGUUGGACACCGACAACACGCCCGAGGUGGUGCUCAUCAAGAAGUACUACACGAGAAAGGCCAAGAAGUCCAAGAACAGACAGUGGAAGUUGAAGAGAAUGGCAAGAGAGCACAACGACCUUGUGGCCAACGACGACUCCAGACAGGCCAAGCAGGAGCAGGAGCGUGCCGAAAGAGACUACGAGUUGUUCUUGCAGGAGUUGGAGGAGGACCAGGAGUUGAGACAGACCAUCAACUUGUACAAGGCGGGCGAGCAGCCAGCACACACAGAAGAGCACGAGGACGACAUGGAAGACGACGAUCACGAUGCGCCGGAGAUUGCCAUCGACGAGUUGUUGGACGAGAUUGACGGCAUGACUUUGGAGUAA